AUGUCUAUAGGAAUAGGAGGAGUAAUACGCAUUAUUACGCAAACAAAGCAGGGAGGUCGUGCCUUUAGAAGUUCUCAAUGUCAAGACUUCACCAAUUUCACUGACUCAGCUGGCUUAAUCGAUUUAGGUGCUCGGGGUAACCCUUAUACUUGGGAGAAUGCCAGGUUGGGGAAAUCUCAUAUCGGGGAGCUUUUGGAUCGUGCCAUUUCCAAUGCUGCUUUCAUAGCCUCUUUUCCCCAAGUUCAGGUAACUAAUUUGGUGAUAACUUACACUACUACAAAAAUGGUCAAAGAGACCCAAACUAAGAGACCUGUUAACUACAUAAGUGGUCUCUGUGAAAAGAGAGACCCGGUAUCUUCAUUAACAGUUACAAAUUUCUACAAGCUAUCAUCUAGAAGAUCUUUGAUUCUUUGGAAGCGGAAGUUAUCAUUUACAGAGUUUUUGUCUAACUUUUUAGCUAAUGUUAAUAGUUGGAAUUCUAAUGUGUUUAGGAAUCUUAAGCUCAAAAAGAAAACCACCUUAGCUAGGAUAAAUGGAAUUCAGAAAGCUUUAGCUUUGAACUCUUCCCAUUUCCUUAUUAAUUUGGAAAAAUCUCUUCUGUCUGAUCUUAAUGCUAUAUAUAGGAUGAAAAGAGUUAUUUGGGCUCAGAAGGCAGGUAUAAAUUGGAGAAAAUUUGGUGAUUAUAACACUAAAUAUUUCCAUAUUUUGGCUAAGGUGAAAAGAAGUAGAGGCAAAAUUGUUGCUCUUAAUAAUGUUGAUGGUGUCUUGAUUGAGGACAUUCCUUCUUUAAAGAGUUUAGCUAGGGCUCAUUUUAUCUCCCUCUUUUCUUCUUCCAUUCCCCCUCAUUCUGCUUCCCUUCCCUGUCCUGCUAUUCAGGAACUCAAUGAGAAUGAGUGCUCCCUUUUGCCCUCCAUCCCUAGUCUGGAAGAAGUGAAGUCCAACCUUUUUCUCAUGGAUCCUAUUAAAAGUCCUAGUCCUGAUGGAUUGCAGCCCCUUUUCUUUCAACAAUUUUGGGAGGGUAUAGGACAUCACAUUCAUCUUUUAUCUCUCAAAUUUUUAGGGAUUGUUGUAUUCCAAUUGAUGUAA
This is a messenger RNA of Chenopodium quinoa (quinoa), 1086 nucleotides long. RefSeq lists its product as uncharacterized. The coding region runs from base 1 to 1086 and encodes 361 amino acids. The record is from RefSeq and is a predicted model, not a curated record. NCBI's taxonomy places the organism in Eukaryota, Viridiplantae, Streptophyta, Magnoliopsida, Caryophyllales, Amaranthaceae. The transcript has 3 exons.